GUAGUUUUCUACUUGUUAUGUGUCAAACUUAAAAAUACACAUUGCAAAAUGUUGUCUAAAAAAAUAUGUUUUAUUGUUUAAUUAAAUAGUCUAUAACAUCAAGUGAAAUGCGCAUAUAGUUGCUUCGUCAGAUAGUACCACUUCCUCAAGUUCCUGACCAGUCAUGAGUGCCCUGUCAAUCCUUGCCGAGGAGUGUGAAUUACUCAAUGACAGCAAGUACCGUUCCUACAUCACCCAGGUCGAGAAAGCACUCAAGAGUUUUGACUCGACGAGUGAAUGGGCAGAUCUGAUAUCAGCACUUGGAAAACUUAAUAAGGUGUUGCUUGCCCAUGUGCGGUACCCUGUGAUUCCCAAGCGGGUGACUAUAGGCAAGAGACUGGCCCAGUGUCUGCAUCCCGCCCUUCCCAGCGGUGUACACAUGAAGGCCCUGGAGACGUAUGACAUCAUCUUCAAAUGCAUAGGCACCGACCGGCUUGCCCAGGACCUGUUCAUCUACAGCGCAGGACUGUUCCCGCUGCUCAGUUACUCUGCCAUGAAUGUGAAGCCAGUGCUGCUCCUGAUAUAUGAGCACCACUUUGUGACGCUGGGGCGCAGGAUCAAACCCGGCCUCAAUGGACUGCUACUGGGCCUGUUACCAGGUCUCGAGGAAGGCUCAGAGUUCUAUGACCAGACUGAUGCCCUGUUGCUAGACUUCUGUGAGUGCACAGACCCCCCAUACUUCUACACCUGUCUCUGGGAGUGCGUACACAGCUGUCCGUCCGUCCGUCUGGCGGCCAUCACCUUCCUCAUGGCCCACUACAACAAGAAACAGACCAUGGAGGACCAGCUGCACAUGGUCGGCCUCAACAUCAGCCUCAUGAUUGAGGCGCUGUGCAGUGCAGUACAGGACAGCAGUGUGCUGGUACAGAGAAGUAUGCUGGACUUCCUGUUGGUGGCCUUCCCCCUGCACAACCGCCAACUGACCCACGCGGACAUGGCGCGUGUUGUCCUGGCCACCAUCACUGUACUUCUCAGGAGGGACAUGUCCCUCAACAGGAGGUUCUAUGCCUGGUUGCUGGGCAGCAACACUACGCUGGUGCAAGUUCAGGAAGCAAGAUCCAAGGGAGACGUCUCAGAGUCUCCAUCAGGCGAGAUGACCUACUUUGAGCGGUAUUCCCGGGACCUCCUGGUGCAGGCAUUGAGACAGCUACUGGUGGAGAAGCCCGGGGGAUCUGACACAGUAUCUGCUCGCUCAGCCGUCCUAAAACCCUUCAGAAUCCUCAUCAGCCUGCUGGACAAACCAGAGAUCGGUCCAGUAAUCCUAGAAAGUGUGCUGCUGUCUAUAUUCAGAUGCUUGUGUAGAGAAUAUGACAUUUCUAAAUCAAGCAAAGUCUCUGCUUUUGUAAAACAAGCCUUGAAGAAAGAUGACAGCUAUUAUGAAGAACUCUUGAAAACAGCCAACCUACUGUUUGGAACUUUUGAGCCGUACUUCAUCUGGGACUAUGCCUCGAGAAAGUUCCAGGAGGCGUGUGCAGGGAGCCAUGAGGGGUUUGUGGGGAACCAGGAGGCAUGUAUAGGGAGCCAGGAUGGGUGUGCAGGGAGCCAGAGGUCCCUCAGGAAGAUAUCCGGUUCCCAGUCCAUGUCUGAGCCCCAGGAGUCAGCUGAUAUAGACGAGCUGUGUACACUGGUGGCCUAUCUGCUGGACAUCGUAUCCCUGGAGACGUUCAGUGAGACCCAGACAGAGCAUCUUCCCCACCUCCUGUGCAGUCUGAUCACAAGUCUGACCCGCCACUGCUCCCACCUCCCGGACGCUCACAUCCUCCGUAUGCUGCGACUCUGCUCUAAGAUCCUCUCCAAGGUUCAGCCAACCGUGACGGUGUCAGGGUCACAUGACCAUUCAGCUGACACGUCAUGUGACGCCAGUAUGCUAGAGCAGGUGGAGGUACUAACUGUGUAGCUUUAUGUGAGCCUCUUUCUAUCAAAACUGGGUUUGCACAGGCUAAUCAGGGACAACACUUUCCACUAAAACUGGAUUUUUGCUAUGAAGACACUUUCUUUAAAUGCAAAAUUACAUAAAAGCAAACAGUGUUUUCUCUGAUAAGACUGUGCAGACUGCACAGGCUAAUCCCAAUUUUAAAAGAAUGAGGCACAUGUUUUCUGUGGCUUGCUUUGUGUUACUUGUUGUGCAUUCAGAAAAUCAGUGUUAAUACUUACAAAGUAAUGCAGAGUUUUUAAGAGGGCCUUCAUACUGUAAAAUCAUUGUUAUUCUUGGGACUUAAAUUGAGUCGUGUUC
This is a messenger RNA of Dreissena polymorpha, 2272 nucleotides long. RefSeq names its product protein dopey-1-like. The transcript has 7 exons. Lineage: Eukaryota; Metazoa; Mollusca; Bivalvia; Myida; Dreissenidae. Gene Ontology annotation, cellular component: endosome; trans-Golgi network. The record is from RefSeq and is a predicted model, not a curated record. Gene Ontology annotation, biological process: Golgi to endosome transport. The coding region runs from base 164 to 1936 and encodes 590 amino acids.